GAUGGCGGUCCCUACAAAACAGUAUGGGCUGAUCUUGCCACAGAAGAAAGGAUUGUCAAAGAUAGCAACCCUGUCGAAACCCUCAGUGUUUGGGGAUGACUCUGAUGAGGAGACUUCAGUUGGGGAGAGUCUGCAGAGAGAAGCUAUCAAGAAGAAGAUGAUGAAGCAGACACGUUUGGAGAUGCACAAGGCCCUGGAACAGGACAGCACUGUGUACGACUAUGAUGGCGUGUACGAUGACAUUCAAAAACAAAGAGAAGAGAGCAACAAGAAAGUUCUUGGAGGGGCAGAUAAAAGGCCAAAGUAUAUCCAUCAGUUAAUGAAAGCAGUCGAGGAUCGAAAGAAAGAACAAGAACGGCGAGAAGAGCGGAAGAUCCAGAAGGAAAGGGAGGCAGAGGGGGAGAAGUUUGCUGAUAAAGAGGCUUACGUUACCUCCGCCUACCGACAAAAACUGCUGGAGCAGAAGGAAGAGCAGGAGAGGGAGAAGAGAGAGGCAGAGAUGGAAGCUGCUUUGGAUGUGAAGAAACAAAAAGAUCUGAGUGGCUUCUACCGACACCUGCUGAAUCAGACUGUGGGAGAGGAGGCAAUCCCAGAUCGCUCAGCUAACAGAACUCAAACCUCAAAGGUUUCAAAAGACACAGAGACAACCUCACCCAUUCCCUCACCUACAUCCCAUGACAAUAUCCCAAGUUCCUGUAGUGACAGCGAGGAGGCGCAUGAGCAGAAGUCUGGCUUUAGCAAGCCUGGGGCUGGUUCUACACACUCAAAACGUCAGUACAGACAGAGGUCGCCUUCAUCAGGGAGUGGGGAAGAAAGGGAGAAGGAGAGAGAGAGGGAGAGGGACAGACAAAAGAAGGGCCACAGAGAACAAGACAGAGACAGAGUUAGAGGGAGGGACAGGGAUAGAGACAGAAACAGGGGAAGGGAAAGGGACGAUAGGCAUGGAGGAAGAAGAGACGACAGAGAUAGAAGGAAAGACAGGGAGAGGGACAGAGACAGAGGCAGAGAAGAUGAUAGAAGCAGAGGUAGGGGGAAUACAGAGAGGGAAGACAGGCACGGGAAGAGGGAGAGGAGUCCUAAAGACAGAGAGCGGGAUAAGAAUGGGGAAAGAGAAAGGAGGAGGAAUCCAGAAGAAGACAAGCGGAAAGAUAAAGAUCGAGAUGAAGAAGAGGAGAGAAGGAUAGACCCAGAGAAGGAGAAGAUGCUGAAGAGGGACGAGAAAGAUCCUGAAAAGAAGGAAGCUGCUGGAGAACAGAAAAAGGAAAGGGAAGGCGAGGAGAAAGAAGAAACUGAGGAGAUGGUGAAUAAGUUUGCUAAGCGCUGCACUGAUCAGACUGUGAGUUCGGCAAGGGAAAGGUACCUGGCCAGACAGAUGGCACGCUCAGCCUCUAAGACCUAUAUUGAGAAGGAAGAAGACUGAGAGCGGUCCAGUUCAUUAUGCAAACAUUGCAAGCAUUGCUGAAUUCAUUAGAAAAACACUCAUAUCUGCAAGGCUGAUAUUCUAUAUGUGACUUACUGUCAACAAAUCCCAUGUACAAAAGCAACAAUGAGUUGAUCUCUCAAUAUUUUUGACUUCUCUACGUGUGUGUGUGUGUGUGUUUGAUUUUAUUCAAGUGUAUGUUUGCAUGGAAUACUGUAAGUUUCAGUAUUUUCCUAAAACAGCGAGGUACUCUAAUUUCUAACAGGACUAUUGGGGACUAUUUUGAGCUGCAGAUGAAAACACUUUAUAAUUUAAUUUAUAAUUUAUAGCAGCGGGUCAGUGUAUGUGAGCCUGACUUAAAACAAACUACAGUGCCUAUGUUCAGCAUAAGGAUGGUGAUGCUCAAUUAGAGAUGCACAAUGAAUUAUUAGUUGAUUAUAAAUUGUUCGUGGUGGUAAAUAUUUUGUUAUGGUUGCAGUUUAUUUUCAAGCAGUGAUGCUAGAUGUAAGAAUUGGCUGUUUUUCACUGUCUUAACAUUACAGAACUAUAUUAAAUAUGUUUGGAUUUGAGACAAAAGAGCCAAUCUGAUGACAUCACCUUGGGCUCUAUAAAAUUGUGAUGGGAUUUUUUUCUCCAAAUUUUGAUAUUUCAUACACCAAAUGAUUAUUUGAUUACAAGACAAUUGGCAGAUGAAUCAUUAAUUUAAGCCAUUGGUAGCUGUAGGUCUAGUCUUGAUGUAUUUUUAAUUGUGGUGGUCUACAGCAUUGAGGAAUCAUUCAUAUCAAGCUCUGACUGCAUGAAAAACCUGUUUGUAGAAGACAUUUAUUUUACAUGAAAUUUGUUGACAGUAAGAAAUGUAUAGAGUAUAACGAGCCAGCCUUUAUGCUGCAACCACUGACAUCAUCGUGCACUGCAGUGGACAGAUUCAACAGCAGAGUGUGUCCAUGAUCUUUAGUGAUGAGAGGGAGACGUGGACAGUAAAUGAUGUAUUGAUGUAUUAUUGUGAAAUAGGAAUGCUGAUUUAUAAAUGUGUUUUGAGCCUUCAUCACAUACAGUACAUGAAUGAGUGUGUACAGGAAAUCUUAUCUUAUUGAUUAAUUGGGAAGAUGUAUGAAUGCGGAGUGACGUGUGAGGCAGUGAUGCAUUUGAUCAGCUUUGUUGAGGUUUUGUAUUUUUCUGGUGUAGUUUGUGUCCAGUUAAUAAAACAAUUUCCAGACCACA
This is a messenger RNA of Scomber japonicus (chub mackerel), 2641 nucleotides long. It is a transcript of the gene nsrp1, whose product is annotated as nuclear speckle splicing regulatory protein 1. Gene Ontology annotation, biological process: regulation of alternative mRNA splicing, via spliceosome. The coding region runs from base 2 to 1420 and encodes 472 amino acids. The record is from RefSeq and is a predicted model, not a curated record. NCBI's taxonomy places the organism in Eukaryota, Metazoa, Chordata, Actinopteri, Scombriformes, Scombridae. The transcript has 7 exons.